Molecule: messenger RNA, 642 nt
Organism: Colletotrichum higginsianum IMI 349063
Lineage: Eukaryota; Fungi; Ascomycota; Sordariomycetes; Glomerellales; Glomerellaceae
Product: HET domain-containing protein
Exons: 1
Coding region: 1-642 (213 amino acids)
Source: RefSeq, a predicted model, not a curated record
AUGCGGCUGUUACAACGCGACAACGCCAAUAACUACACCCUCACGGCCGACCUGCGCGCUGACGAUGCUCCUCCAUACGCAAUCCUUUCCCACACCUGGGGCGCUGAUGAGGUCGUCCACGAAGAUGUCGAAAAGAACUUGAAUGACUGGCAACGGAAAUCUGGCUACGAUAAGAUCAGAUUCUGCGCCGAUCAGGCCAAGAGACAUGGCCUGCAGCAUUUCUGGGUAGACACCUGUUGUAUUGACAAAUCCGAUGCUGUCGAAUUUCAGACUGCAAUCAAUAGCAUGUUCAAGUGGUACCGUGGCGCGAAACGAUGCUAUGUUUACUUGUCCGACGUUUCCUGUCCUUCUAUUUCUGAUCCGCCGCCAGGCAUCACGACGUGUGAGGCUGCGUUGCGAGGCAGUCGCUGGUUCACACGAGGCUGGACACUUCAAGAGCUCAUCGCCCCUCAACUCGUCGAGUUCUACUCCAAGGAAGGGGCCUUCUUGGGCGACAAGAGGUCGCUGGAGGCGAUCAUACGCGACGUGACGGGGAUUCCAGCUAGGGCUUUGCGUAACACACCAUUGUCUAGCUUUACGAUCUCGGAACGAGAGGCGUGGGCACGCAACCGGGAAACAAAGCAUGAGGAAGAUAUGGUGUAA